Molecule: messenger RNA, 1584 nt
Organism: Didymodactylos carnosus
Lineage: Eukaryota; Metazoa; Rotifera; Eurotatoria; Philodinida; Philodinidae
Source: the annotation of a GenBank genome assembly
AUGACGUCAGCCGUGUAUAAUUCCACUAAUUCAGCAGAUCAAAAUAACUUUCGGAACCAAAGUUCAUCACCUGCAAAUGGCGAUAUAGAAAAACAAUUUGUCGAUGCUAAAGCCUACAUUCUCGCAUCAACAACCAAAGACGGCAUAAAUUUAUAUGAUCAUCUCGCACACUGUCUGACACGAUUGCUCAAUGAACAACCACGUAAUUCGACUGAAAUAUUUGAAGAUAUUAGUAAAGAUGUAAAACGUGAAACAUCUCGUCCACAGCACGAUACAUUACGAGAUAGAGAUGCACCUGAUAGUGAACAUAGUUUAGCUGAAGAACAAAAACCAUUGUUUGAGAAACCUGAUAAUGCAGAUCAACUUGAUGAUGAAGCACUUCAAUCACCACUACCAAAUCUGCUGGAAUAUGCCUAUUAUUUUGAACAGUCUGGCAUCGGUCUUGGACGUGAAGAAACAUACAGAAUUUGGCUGGCAUUGAAACAAUUAGUAGACAAACAUCAGUUUGAAAAAGUACGAUUUUGGGGCAAAAUAUUUGGAAUUCAAAAAAACUAUUAUAUUGCAGAGGUGAAAUUUGGAGACGAUGAAAUGGCGGAUGAAGAAGAAGAAGAACAAAAGGAUAGCGAAGAUGGGAAAGAAAUUGAAGAAGAAGAACAAGAACAGGAAGAAGAUCCCCUACCAAAAUCAACAUUUAAAACACCUCAAGAAGUUCCAAAGGAAGAGAGAGGCACUGGAGCUGGAAUGCCGUGGACAAAACUUCCACAAGUGACACCCGCUCAAAUAUCACAAGCUCGAAAUAUCAAAUUAUUUCUUACUGGAGAUUUAAAUCGAGAAAUAACCUCUUAUCCAUCAUAUCCAGGAGUGGAAAAACAUUAUUUACGAGCUCAAAUUGCACGAAUCAGUGCUACAACACAUGUUAGCCCUGCGGGAAGAUUCAAAUUUAAUGAUGAAGAAGAGGAAGCCGAGGAAGAGGGUGGCCGAGAUAAUUAUCAAGAUAAUGAAGAAUUUAAAGGUGCUGCACUGUCCGAACUAAUUGAUGAAGAAUUUAACGGCUGGGUACAUCAUGUACAACAUAUAUUACCACAAGGUCGAACAAAAUGGUGGAAUCCAAAACAAGACUCUGAGAAAGAAGAAGAAAACGAAGAAGAAGAAGAGGAAAUGAAAGCUGAAGGAGCAGAAGAAAUUGAACCUGAAUCUGGACCACCACUUCUGACACCUGUAGGUGCUGAUGCCGAAAUUGAAGGUACUCGACCAUGGACAGCAAAAAUAUCAUCAUUACUGAUACCGCAGUAUGCAUGUGCAUUUGUAAGAAGUAAUUUAUGGCCAGGCGCUUAUGCAUUUGCGAGAGGAAUGAUUUGGGAAAAUUUAUAUGUCGGUUGGGGACAUAAAUACGCAAUGACUGAUUAUGGACCACAAUUACCACCUGAACCAGCUGCAGAAUAUGCAGAUGGACCUGAUAUUGGUGAGACAGAAGAUCCAUCACCUGAAGAAGAAGCACGAGCGAGAGCCAGUCAAGAAGAAGCAGCUGAGGAGGGUGAAGAGGAACAUGAAGAAGAAUUGGAAGGCGACGAGGAUGACGACUAA